ACUUACUUUAAGUUGAAGAAUUGAGACUUACAAGAAAUGUAGAUACUAGUCAAAUAGAUCGAAAAGUCAGAGGCCAAAAAGAGUUGAAGAAAUUUGUAAUUAAGCAUCAUUAAUUAGCAAGAAGUACGGCGCACAUUAGAUUCUUCUCGAUUUCCGAUUUGCGUUGCAUGUUAGCAUGCAUCCUACGUUGUUAAUUCUUCACUUAAUUUAUAUAUAUAUACACACAUGUAUAUAAUACACUCCUCCCAUGUUUUCUCCACACUGUCAUUCUUCCAUUGUUCAACUCUAAAAAUUUCCUCCAUUUUUUGUAACUAUAUUUACACAUUGGAGGAAAUUAAACACAAACUUUAGUUAAAAAAAAAAUGAGGCAGGCAAUUUUCCUUCAUUUUUUCCUCGGAUUUUUAGCCUGUCUGAACACGGUUUCCUACGUGCAAGCAGAAGAUCCAUACGUGUUUCUCAAUUGGGUAGUCGAAUACGGUGAUAUUUCACCUCUUGACAUCAAGCAAAGGGGAAUUCUAAUCAACGGACAAUUUCCAGGGCCGACCAUUAACGUUAUUACAAACGACAAUGUAAUAGUUAACGUCGAAAACAAACUUGACGAGCCUCUCCUCUUCACAUGGAAUGGAAUAAAACAGAGGAAGGCCGCGUGGCAAGACGGAGUUCUAGGGACUAAUUGUCCGAUUCCUCCGAACUCGAAUUGGACAUACAGAAUGCAGAUGAAGGAUCAAAUCGGUACUUACAAUUAUUUCCCUUCGACAUUGCUUCACCGAGCAGCCGGCGGAUUCGGUGGGUUAAAUAUAUUAGCUAGGUCCGUUAUAUCGGUUCCUUAUCCCAAGCCGUACGAGGAACUCACCGUACUCGUCAGUGAUUGGUGGAAGAAAGACCACAAGGAUUUGCAAAAAAUACUAGACUCAGGGAGCCCUUUUCCAUUACCUGAUGGCAUUCUCAUAAAUGGGAAACCUCAUUCUACUUCUUUUCCUGUUGUUCCUGGGCAAACCUAUUUGUUCCGGGUGUCGAACGUGGGAUUGACAACUUCUAUAAACUUCCGUAUCCAAAACCACAAGCUCCUCCUCGUGGAAGUAGAAGGGUCCCACACAAUGCAAGAAGUCUACGAUUCACUCGACAUUCACGUCGGCCAAUCGAGCUCUUUCUUGGUCACCCUAUAUUCCGACCCGAAGGACUAUUUCAUAGUCGCCUCAUCGCGUUUUAUCAAGCCCGUUCUUACUGCAUCCGCAAUCCUCAACUAUCAGGGUUCGAAAAAUGCAGCCUCUGGCCCACUACCCAACGCGCCAAUUUUCCAAUUCCACGGCUCUAUGAAGCAAGCCAGAAGCAUAAGAUGGAAUUUGACAGCGAAUGCAGCGAGGCCAAAUCCACAAGGGUCAUAUCAUUAUGGUACAAUAAAAGUAGCGAGGACGAUCGUGCUUGAAAAUACUGCGGCCGUAAUCGACGGGAAAUUGAGAUACGCAAUAAACAAUGUGUCCUAUGUCAAUCCAGACACACCUUUGAAGCUGGCUGAUUAUUUCAAUAUUCCAGGUGUUUAUACCUUAAACACCACCAAGGACACCCCACCGGUGGGCCCCGCGGUUCUUGGAACCGGGGUUGUCGGUACUACCCUGCACGACUUUGUCGAGAUCGUUUUCCAAAACAGGGAAUCCUCCCUUCAGUCUUGGCAUUUGGAUGGCAACGAUUUCUGGAGUGUUGGGUUUGGUAGUGGGAAAUGGAAUUCUGCAUUGAGGAGGAGGUUCUACAAUUUAAAUGAUGCCACCACCAGACACACAAUUCAGGUGUAUCCUUUUUCAUGGAGUGCAAUUCUUGUGUCAUUGGACAACAAGGGGAUUUGGAAUUUGAGGUCUGCGAAUUGGCCGAGGCGAUAUCUCGGACAAGAGCUUUAUGUUAGAGUGUGGAACGACGAGCCUAGCCCGUUUACGGAGUACGGCAUUCCGGACAAUGUUUUACUUUGUGGCAAGGCUAAGAAAUGAUUUGUUGUUAGUGUUUUUUUUUUUUUUUGAAUUUAUAUCUUUUGUUGUUUCAUUUGUAUCAGUUACGAGGGUGUGACUGUCAAAUUGUAUUGUGGAAAUGAUGGGGAAAAAAAAGGAUCAUAGUUCCAUUUUAGUUUAG
Molecule: messenger RNA, 2118 nt
Organism: Erythranthe guttata (spotted monkey flower)
Lineage: Eukaryota; Viridiplantae; Streptophyta; Magnoliopsida; Lamiales; Phrymaceae
Product: L-ascorbate oxidase homolog
Molecular function (GO): oxidoreductase activity; copper ion binding
Source: RefSeq, a predicted model, not a curated record